This is a messenger RNA of Ostrinia furnacalis (Asian corn borer), 2118 nucleotides long. Its product is annotated as zinc finger protein 37. The record is from RefSeq and is a predicted model, not a curated record. Bases 129 to 2087 code for a protein of 652 amino acids. The transcript has 11 exons. Gene Ontology annotation, cellular component: nucleus. Gene Ontology annotation, molecular function: DNA-binding transcription factor activity, RNA polymerase II-specific. Gene Ontology annotation, biological process: regulation of transcription by RNA polymerase II. Lineage: Eukaryota; Metazoa; Arthropoda; Insecta; Lepidoptera; Crambidae.
UUGACAAAAUGACGCUUUGUUGGGAAUUUGUGUGAAAACAUUUAAAAAUCAAUAAAUAUAUUGAAAAUAAAUGUUUCUUGAGUGAAAUAUUGGUUGUGUUUAAAAGCCUAAAGCUGUAAAAACUCAUAAUGGAUGACUUGUGCACUGCAUGCCUGUGUACGGGCCGAAACUUGUACUUUAUUGGUGAAACGGGAUCGUAUCACUUGUAUUCUCAAAUUUUAAAUGAAAUCCCUGUGUACGACUUCUCAUCGGUCUGUGUUCGAGUCUGCUGGGAAUGCCGAGCGCUGCUCCGUCGCUUCGGGGAGUUCAAGGCGCUCGUCAAGCGCUCCUACUCCGAACUGCUGCAGCAGUGCCACCAGAACGACCCCCCCUCCCGCCUGUCGCUGGCGCGUGCGCCGCGUCUGCAGACGGCCGCGGGCGUCGCGUUCGGCUGGCCCGACGAGACGCACGUUAAAGAGGAGCACGACGAGCUGGUGAUUUACGAGAACGGAGAUGAAGUGAAGCCUCUAAAGGAAGAGGAGAUACAUGAAGCCCCGCACAGCGAGCCUGAAGUCCAGGCAUACAACGUGCACGUAGAAGAUGAUGAGGACAAUAAUACUAAGAAGAAGAAGACCACUAAAAAGACUGCAAAAGAGAAGAAGAAAAAGGUGAAAUCGAAGAAAAAACUAAAAGCAAAAAAGGUGAACAGCAAGAAAAAGACAGAAGAAGUUCGCUCCGAGACCCCUGAGGACUUGGAGCUUAACGUACACGAUGACAUCAGCGACGGAGGAGUUGGUGACACGGAUGAAAUCGAGCCUGACCCAGUGACGAGGAUCGAAGAAACAGAAGCGAAAGAGACUGAAAAAGUAGGACCGAGGAGUAGAAAGAAGAAAGAAGCAUUAACCGCAGCAGGACAGGAGAACAACCCUCUCGAAGAAACGGCGAAAAAGGUAGACGCGGUGUGUGGUUCCGCUAGUGGCUCAGUGGUGACGGAUACGGACGAAGAACGGACUCUUGGCUGCACUCAAGAAAAGGAUGCAACCGAGCCCGACAACUCCAUAUACACAUCUUCUUGGCCCGAUGUGCCCGAAGCAGUGACCAAUGCAUCCUCAGUAGGCAAAGAAUGCGUCUUCUGCCACAAGCAAUUCGCGGCCAAAACUAGAUCGCACCAGCUUCUAGCGCUAAGGACUGACACUCAGCACCAUGUUCGUAUUAAGAACAUGAUUUUGGAGCGGCUUCAACCUGAACAGGUCCGUGCCUCCCACUACAUAUGCCACCCUUGCUGGCAAAAAGCCGACAGAGCGGCCAAGCACUAUUCUACACCGUCGUCAAGCGCAGUCCCGCGGGUGGUAUUGAGGUGUGUCAACUGCAAUAUUGACGUGGAGCGGUUGAGGCGGCACGUUCUGGACGAUGAAGAGAUUCUGUUGAGGGUGCAGAAGCAGAUCGCGCCGAGAGUGGCGACAUCAUCCGACUACGUUUGCACCACAUGCCAUACAUUAAUACUAACUGACACCAUCGACGCGACAAUCUCAGAAGUCAACAACGCAAACACUGCCAUAGACCCCAUCGUAGACCCCAUAGUGGGCCAUAAGUUCGUCUGCGUUGUAUGUGGGAAGUCACUGGCGGGUGCGAGGUGUCACGACGUGUGGGAAGAAAAGAGACGCCAUGUUGUGGUCGUGGUGCAGAAAUGGGUGGAGCCACGAGAGCUGGAACCGUCCCACCGCGUAUGCCACAAGUGUUUCCAGCGAGCCGAGGCCGCUUAUAAAAAGGAAACCACCAAACCGGAGCCCAAACCUGACCCACCUGACAUGGUCAUGUUACCAGAUAUCAAAAGAGCACCUGACACCCACGCCAAGUGUAUAUUCCCAAAAUGCACAGCGAAAUUCAUGAAAAGCGUCCCACUAAAUAUACGAGUCAAGUUAUUUAUAUACCACAGCUUUUAUGUACCUAAAGACUGUCGAAUAUGCUCUGACCAUUUGAAGGCAGAGCUCUGGUCGGAGUUGGUGGAAGGAAACCAGAACCACUAUUUCACGGUUGCGUAUGUCGACGAUUUUGAGGAGCUAUUGAAGGCUAAUAAAAAGCUUAAUUUGAAAAAUAAUAAAAAAUAACAAUAUUUUGUCUAUCUAUAGUCUGGUCUGC